AUGACAACUACUGCUAGUCAUAACCUUAGGACAGCAACAAGAAAGUAUAAUCAAUUGAACAUUCCUCAAAAUAUCAUUCAAACAGGUUUAUACAGUAGUACUCACUGGCCUUAUACUACAUCAUGGAAACAACUGAAUCCAAAUGCUUCUUACUAUUUUUUUAAUGAUGAAGAAGCGUCAAGCUUCGUGCAUAAACAUAUGCCACCAGACAUAGCUUCUGUCUAUGAUAUCUUGCCUUUUGCAGUGUUGAAAGCAGAUUUUUUUAGAUAUAUUGCAACUUACAUACUUGGUGGCGUUUAUUCGGAUAUUGAUACAGAAUGCUUACAACCUAUUAAUGUAUGGACAGAUAAUUAUACGAAUGUUAGUUUUAUAGUUGGGGUGGAAGGCGACACUGCAAUAGGAGGAGCUAUUUUAGCUCGAAAACUUCAAUUAUGCCAAUGGACAUUUGCUGCAAAACCAAAGCAUCCAAUACUCAAACGAAUGAUAGAUAAUAUCAAAAAGAAAACAAAGAUAUUUAUCAAAUCAAAAAAAGAUCUUUCCACCAUUAUUAUGGAUUGGACAGGUCCAGGCCUUUGGACUGAUACUAUAUUUGAUUAUCUUAAUGAAACAUUUAAUAUUAAUAGUUCUACAUUGUCAAAAUUGAACCAGGGUCGACUAAUUGGCGAUGUUUAUUAUUUACCGGUAGCAGCAUUUUCUCCAGUUGCUAUUAGCUUGGGUGCAAAAGGCAGAAAUGAUAAAGAAGCACUUGUUUAUCAUGAUUUUCAAGGAAGUUGGAAACCAAACUUGAUCCAGAAAUAUUUCAACCUGAAACGUUUUCAUUUACUGUAA
This is a messenger RNA of Rotaria socialis, 828 nucleotides long. The record is from the annotation of a GenBank genome assembly. Lineage: Eukaryota; Metazoa; Rotifera; Eurotatoria; Philodinida; Philodinidae.